UAUGACAGCUAGUAAUAUAGGUUAGCUCAUUAUAAACAAUACAAAGACUUGUAAAAUCUGUAGUGAGAUCUUGCUAAUGGAAAUUACAAGGAAAACGUCACUAUUAUUGAAGCUUUGACUAUGCGAAAAUUAAUCCUCUUCUUAGUUUUUCUGAAAAUAUCAGAUUGUUAUUUUGGAUCACAGGAAGAUGAUGAUUGUUUUUGUCAGUUGCAGGGAAAAAUAGAUGAUUGCACUUGUAAUGUGGACACUGUAGAUCAUUUCAAUAAUGUUAAAAUCUACCCAAGACUUCGAAGCCUUCUGCAAAAGGAUUUUUUCAGAUUCUUCAAAAUAAACUUAUUCAAAAAAUGCCCUUUCUGGCAAGACGACAGUCAGUGUGGAAUAAGAUAUUGUCAUGUUGAACCUUGUAAAGAAAAUGAAGUACCAGUAGGUUUGAAGGAAAAAGAUGAUAAAAGAUUAAAGCUUGAAAAUAAGUAUGUUAAAGAUGCUGAUUGUAAACAUGGCAUUGAUAAUAAGUUAGGAGAAAUCAACACCACAAUUAGUGAUCAAGCUCGUGAAGAUUUUGCAUUAUGGAGUGCUUAUGAUGAUGCUCAGGAAAAUUUUUGCCUUUUGGAUGAUUUUGAUGAAGAUUCAAACUAUGUAGAUUUGCUUUUGAAUCCAGAAAGGUUUACUGGUUAUAAAGGAGAUUCUGCACAUCGAAUAUGGCAAACUAUUUAUUCAGAAAAUUGCUUCAGACCAAAUGGAAAAUUCAACUCAUAUAUCCAGAGUCAUACCUUGAACAAUAUGUGCUUAGAAGAAAGAGUGUUUUAUAGAGCCAUUUCAGGUCUUCAUGCUAGUAUAAACAUACAUGUUUGUGCCAAAUACCUUUUAAGAGAGUCUAGUUUUAAGUAUCCUCAGGGUGAGUGGGGUCAAAAUCUGGAAGAAUUCCACAGAAAGUUUUCACCAGAGAUGACAAAUGGUGAAGGGCCCAGCUGGCUUCGUAACUUAUAUUUUCUAUAUCUCUUAGAACUCAGAGCUUUGCAGAAGGCAUCAUUUUAUAUGGAAAAAGAGGAAUUCUACACAGGAAAUGAUUCUGAAGAUUGGGAUACCAGAUUAGCUAUAAAAGACUUACUUAAUAUUGUCCGUAAUUUCCCCCACCAUUUUGAUGAAUCUACAAUGUUCAAAGGGCAUGUACAGGCUAAAAAGUUGAAACAAGAAUUUAAACAACAUUUUAGGAAUAUAUCAUCCAUAAUGGAUUGUGUUGGUUGUGAAAAAUGCAAACUCUGGGGGAAAUUACAGGUUCAAGGUUUGGGAACUGCACUCAAAAUUCUUUUCUCUGGAAAGUUUGAUAAAAUUGGAAUGGAUGACAAUACUUCAAAGAAAAAUUUUCAGCUUCUCAGAACAGAAAUUGUUGCUCUCUUGAACAGUAUUGGAAGGUUAUCUACAAGUAUUUAUGAAUUAGAUGAAUUUCGUUUCAUCUUACGAUGAAGGAGAAAAUAUCGCUUCCAAAUUUUGUUUGGAGUAUGGAAAGUUUCGAAGUGGAGAUGAUGUAAAAGUUCAGUUGAUUUUAUAUUGAUUUUGGAUGUGGCAGUCACAGGGAGGAUAAAACAAAGAACAGUGAAUCUAGUCACUAUUUUUGUAUUUUUGUAAAUGCAUUCAUUUUUAUGUGAAUAUCAACUAGAAAUUCUCUCAUCAUUUAUUUGAAAGUAAUCUAUGAAAUAAUAAAUGUGACAACUUUCAA
Harmonia axyridis is the source of this 1717-nucleotide messenger RNA. RefSeq names its product ero1-like protein. The transcript has 8 exons. NCBI's taxonomy places the organism in Eukaryota, Metazoa, Arthropoda, Insecta, Coleoptera, Coccinellidae. Gene Ontology annotation, biological process: protein folding in endoplasmic reticulum. The record is from RefSeq and is a predicted model, not a curated record. Gene Ontology annotation, molecular function: protein-disulfide reductase activity; thiol oxidase activity; FAD binding. Gene Ontology annotation, cellular component: endoplasmic reticulum; endoplasmic reticulum membrane. Bases 121 to 1464 code for a protein of 447 amino acids.